Molecule: messenger RNA, 1586 nt
Organism: Solanum dulcamara
Lineage: Eukaryota; Viridiplantae; Streptophyta; Magnoliopsida; Solanales; Solanaceae
Product: F-box/FBD/LRR-repeat protein At1g13570-like
Exons: 6
Coding region: 1-1380 (459 amino acids)
Molecular function (GO): protein binding
Source: RefSeq, a predicted model, not a curated record
AUGGAUAUUAAGCUAUGUUACAUGAUUUCCUUACUGGUACAUAAUCAGUCUGGGUUCUUGGUGAAAAUCAUAAGGAAACAUUAUGAUUAUGAAAAGAAAAAUCCUUUCUGGUUUGCUUUAGCUUUUCCAGCAUUCGCCGCCCCUUCAAUAGCCUUUUGCGCGGAUCCUGCACCUGCGCUUCCAGACCUCAACGAGAUUCCAGUAGGCCUUUCUCCUGCGGAAAUAGCCCAAUUGCAUCGGGAGAAUGGAGGCAGAAAGUAUUGUCGAUGUUUACUUCCUGACGUCUUUAACUACCUUCCUGAUAAUGUAACCGAUGUCAUUCUGAUGCAUUUGCCUUGUAAAGAUGCUGUGAGAACAAGUAUCUUAUCAAAAAAAUGGAGGUAUCACUGGUGUAGACUUACAGAGUUGAGGCUUGAUGAAUCUCUUUGGAAAACAAAAAAGGAUUUACUGAACCCUACAGUUAAAUUUACAAAGACUAUCUACCAGCUUUUGACACUUCAUGAAGGACCCAUUACUAAGUUUACCCUUGAUGUUGUUCAUCUUGAAAGUUGUCCUGGGAUCAACAACUUCAUAUGUUUCCUCUCGAGGAAUGACAUUCAACAUCUUGUACUUCACCUUCCACAUAGCAAUAUAUACAAAUUGCCUUCUGCACUUUUCACAUGUUCGCAGCUAAGGCAUCUAAAUCUUCAUAAUUGCUCAAUACAUCAUCCACCAGCCUUUCAAGGAUUCGAUAAGUUAAUUAGCCUGGAACUAUGCGAAGUCACAAUUUCUUCUGAAUUGCUGGAAAGUUUAAUAUCUCAUUGCCCGUUGCUUGAGCAGUUGGUGCUGGAUAUCGCAGAUAAUUCAGACACAAUUGAAAUUAAUGCCCCCAUGUUGAGUUUAUUCAAUUUCUCAGGAAAUAUAAGUUCUAUAUGCCUAAAGAAUAAUGUCCCUUGUCUGGUAAAAGCAUCUCUGGACUGUGACUAUAUUAAGGCAGAGGAUCUUGAUUUUGCAAAGGUUUUCGAGUCUUGUUCUUCUCUCGAGCACCUCGUCUUUAAAUUCUAUAAUUCCAGGUUCUUUGCUGAAGAAGGAUUUGAAGGACCAACAAGGCUUCCCUUUGAUCUUAACAGUGUCAAGCGAUUUUACCUGCCUGAUAUUAUGCUGAUUGAAUCAUCAUAUGAGCUCUCAUAUGCUCUUUGCUUGAUAAGAAGCUUCCCAUAUUUAGAGUAUCUCGAAAUUAAGGUUUACUGUGAAGAUGAAGAGGAUGAUUGUGUUCUAGAAUGCUUUAAACUCGAACAGUUCUCAGAUAAACUUCUUGACACAAGAUUGAAAAUAUUAGCCAAGGUCUCAAGUUUUUCGCGGGCAUCACCUAAAGCAGAAGUAGUCUACAUAGAUUUUUAAGCAGAUUAAUUUUUGGCUUAGAAGUUGAAAUUGAAAUGAGAGAAACAACGGUUGAUGUAUAACAGUAUGUUUUGUUUGGGAACAUGAGCAUUGUUAGAUGGAUGUUUUGAUUAGUUUGUUCUGUAAUAUUGUCACUACAUGUUUUAAGGAUUUUUACAUUUACUGCUUGCGCAUGAAUGAGUUAUUGAAUAUGUAUUACACAUGAA